AACAAGCUGGAAAUGAGAUGGAACAUGUGGGCAUGUAUGGUAUUGGUGGUGGUUGGAGUGGUGGGACUGAGAAUGGCCGCCGCGAAGAGAACGAGCUCGAUGCCUUCCGCAUACAUGACGACGGGCACAAACGAUGCCAACCAACAGAGUGCAGAAGCAUCAACGCAACGUAGGAUCCAAGAGCAACAUCCAGCGUCAUUAUCGGCGACUGCGCGAGUGGUUGAAGGCAGGCCAGCCGAGUCCGGUGCCUAUCCACCGCUGGCAGUGCUUCUCAGAUCUGGUGCUGUCCGUUGUGUGGCCUCCAUCAUCUCGCCGCAAGUCCUCCUCACCGCCGCGCACUGCACCAUCGGUUCGUCGCCAAGCGAUUGGACGGCCAGAGUUGGCUCUAAUCUGCCAUUUGAAGGUGGCACGACUCACUCGGUUGCUCGUAUUGUGGUCCAUGAUGGAUACAACUCGCAGACGUUUGCCAACGAUGUCUCGCUCCUCAUCCUCUCCGCGCCCGUCGUCUACUCGCCCACUGUUGCCCCGCUCAUUCUGGCCUCGGCGGAGAUUGCAGCUGGCACAAAUGUGACCGUCGCCGGGUGGGGCUUACAGGCAACAUCCGAUACCCAGGCAGCUCCAUCGCUGAUCGAGGCAGUCAUGAGCUCCGCGCCCAUGUCCGAGUGCGAGGCAAAGGGCUCGUCCAACACCGGCUCUGUUGUCUGCGCUCUGCCCAUCGCCGGCAGCGAUACCUGCCAAGGCGAUUCAGGUGGGCCGAUGCUGACCGGCUCGUCAGCCAUCCGAUUCUAUGUCUCGGGCGGGGUGCUCUCGUUCGGCGGCACGAGCUGCGGCACGUUCUCAGUCUUUGCUUCCAUCCCGAGCUACCGCCCAUGGAUCGAGGCCAGCAUUCCAGCUGACCAGCGGACGCUGCUGGUCUCCGGAAACCCCAACGCGGUCACUUUAGUCGUCCACACCGAUUCUCUGCCCGCGACCGUCUUUGAGCUUGCCGAGCUCCGGGGCAACAUUGUCGUCAACAGCUCACGCUCGCUACUGGGCCAGUUCUCGCGCCUCUCCUCGGGCGCCUCGCUAUCUAUCGAGGCGCCGUUCUCGGUCACUCGCACCCUCGCCCUCGACAACAACUCGACCCUCGUCACUCGUACCGGCACUGCUUCCAUCGGCACCGUCAUCUUUGCUCCGACUUCUGUCUACCGCAUGGAGCUCACCUCGGGCUCACCCACCUAUCUGCAAGUCGGCUCGGUCGCCGGCCUCGGCGGAACGCUGGAGAUUGUCGCCACAGGCUCGUACCGUCCGGUCCCAGGCCUUGCCUUUCGCGCGCUCAGCUACCGUGUCAAGACAGGCGCCUUUAGCAACGUCAUCUACCGUGAUCUCUCGUCGCCCGCGCCUCCGCCGAUGGGCCCGGCACCGCCGCCGGCGCCGCCGACCAACGCCUCCCGCGCCGCCCGCCGGUCACUAGCGCAGUCAUCGGCCGGAACCGUCCAGUCAGCUUCGCUCGUCUGUGGCGCCUCCGAGUGCGUGGUCACCCUCCUUGACUCGACGCCGGCCUCAAACACCGGCCUCGAGUCCGAGAUCAUCAUCGGGGUCGUCGUUGUCGCCGGCCUGGCCCUCCUCGCCAUCGGCGCCAUCUUUUGCUACUGCUUCUGCUUCAAGACCAAGACCAAGACCGGCCCCAACGCUCUGCAGCGUCGCCAAACUACCCAGCCGCAGUACGCUGCGGGUAAGACUCGCAGCCACGACUCGUCAUCGUCCGGCUGCGAGUACGGCAUCAUCAGCAAGGCAUCAGCCAAGAAAAGCAGGCCCAGCCGUCCCGAUCCCAUGUCGUGGUCGUCAACCCAGUCGGGCCCAGGCUCGGCCUCGGCCUCGGCCUCGGCCUCGGCGUCGUACUCUGCAUCGUCCUAUUCGUGAUGCAUGCACCGCGCCGCCCACAGGCCACCCACGGGGUGCCUUUGCCUUAGACCGGCUAACGAAAGCCAUCCUCUCUACCAUUUGCUCGCCCAUCUCUCAUAACCUGUAAAUCGUUGCGAGCUUGACCAGUCCGCC
This is a messenger RNA of Thecamonas trahens ATCC 50062, 2037 nucleotides long. RefSeq lists its product as uncharacterized. The transcript has a single exon. The coding region runs from base 13 to 1902 and encodes 629 amino acids. NCBI's taxonomy places the organism in Eukaryota, Apusomonadida, Apusomonadidae. Gene Ontology annotation, biological process: proteolysis. Gene Ontology annotation, molecular function: serine-type endopeptidase activity. The record is from RefSeq and is a predicted model, not a curated record.